GAAGAAAUUGAUAAAAUAAGUUGAUUAAUUUAAUAUCUUUUAAUGUAUGGACAUAAUGAAUUUAUAUUACACAAUUCUUAAUAUUUACAUUUAUGGUGUCUAUGAAAACUUAAAUCGUUUCAAGAUAUAUGUAAAAUGAGUAAAGAAGAAAGUAUUAAAGAUGAAAUAGUUACUCCAGUUUAUGUGUCUUGUUCAAUUAAUAGUACACCACAUUGUUUGGAUUGGGGCCCAAAUGGACUAGUAAUUUUUGGUUCUAGUCAUGCUGUCCAUAUGUACGAUCCUUGUAUUAAUGACGAUUGUGAUGGAAAAAUUAUUUCUACAUUCUUAAAUCAUACCAAACGAGUGAAUAGUGUCAAAUGGGUACAACAUAUGUGUAAUGAUCAAAUAACUCAAGAUUUUGUAUCAUGCUCUGCAGAUAAUACAGCUGUAUUAUGGGAAGGCGUCCAACCUUCAGGAUUUUAUAGACAUAAUGAAAAGCUUAUUGGACAUACUGAUGUUGUUACAUCUAGUGAUGCAUUAAGGCUUUCAAAUAAUACAUUUUAUAUUGCCACUGCAUCUGGUGAUUGUACUGUAAGAGCUUGGAUAAAAAUUAAAAACUCAAACAGCUCUCAAUGUUUUCAAACUAUUGAAUUUGAUAACAUUUUAUGUUUAUCAUUAAAAAUAACAUCUCUACCUCUGACAAAUUCUUUAUUACUGGCUUGUGGUUUAUCAAACAGUAAAAUUCAGUUAUACCUAAAUGACUUUAGUAAAGAGACUUCAUUUUUUAUCCCAAAUCAUGUUUUAGAAGGUCAUGAAGAUUGGGUUCGCACUUUGGAUUUUAUUUUUGAAGAUGUUGGACUAUUAUUUCUUGCUAGUGGUUCACAAGAUUCAAUGAUAAGAUUAUGGAAGUUUUCAAUUGAAGAAAAUAUCCAACAUAGUUCUUAUGAAUAUUCAAAAGAAACUUUACAGUUGGAACGAAAAAAAAUGAUUAUAGAAAAGAAUGAUGGUUCUAAUUUAACAUACAUUAUUCAAACAGAAACUGUUAUAUCUGGACAUGAUAGUUGGAUUUAUGGUGUGAAUUGGAAAUCAAAAAAUGUAUCUGAUUCAAAGCUAGAAUUAUUAUCAGUAUCUAUGGACAAAACUUUGGCUGUAUGGUCAUUAGAUGAUGAGAGUGGCCUUUGGAUUGAUUUUGUUAGAUUAGGUGAAGUUGGUGGAAAUACUUUAGGGUUUUAUGGAGCAAAAUUUUCACCUGAUGGACAAUGUAUAUUAGCACAAGGGCAUAAUGGAUCCUUUCAUUUAUGGAAAAAGAGCAAUGAAAAUAAAUUAUGGUCUCCUGCAGUUACUAUUGGUGGCCAUUUUGGUUCUGUUGAAGAUUUAGCAUGGGAUCCAGAAGGAAAAUAUAUUAUAUCUGUUAGCUGUGAUCAAACUACACGAAUUCAUGGACAAUGGUUGAAAUCUAGUAAAUCUGUAAUUGAUUCAAAUUGGCAUGAACUGGCACGUCCUCAAGUGCAUGGGUACAAUAUGUCUAGUGUUGCUAUUUUAUCCAGUUUAAGCUUUGUGUCUUCAUCAGAAGAAAAAGUAAUACGAGUAUUUCAAGGAUCAUACAACUUUAUUGAAAACAUGAAUAAUUUAGCAAAAGUUCAAUUUCCUUCUUGUGGUAUAACAAAGUUGUCUUUGGGAGCUUCAGUUCCAUCUUUAGGUUUAUCGAAUAAAGCAGUUUCUGAAAAUGAAUGCCAAAAUAAAGCUGACAAAAAAAAAAAGAACUACCCUGAACAUUAUUUUGUUCCUUUGGCACUAAAACAACCUCCAACUGAAGAAGAUUUAGUACAAAAUACUUUAUGGCCUGAAAUUCAAAAAUUAUAUGGUCAUGGAUAUGAAGUUUAUUGUUUAGCAUCUUCGCCUAAUGGAAAAUGGAUAGCAUCAGCUGCAAAAGCAACAUCAAUAGAACAUGCUGCAAUUAUAAUAUGGUCUGUAGAAGAUUUUCUGCUACUGCAGAAAUUAGAAUCUCAUAAUUUAACAAUCACUCAAUUGGCAUUUUCACCUGAUAGUACAAAACUUCUUUCAGUUUCACGAGAUCGUACAUGGUCCUUAUUUGAAUAUAGCACUGACUUAUGUAUUUUUAAUCUUGUUUUUAAGUCAAAUAAACACAAUGGAAUACAUACAAGAAUAAUAUGGUGUUGUGCCUGGUCUCAUGAUUCAUUUUAUUUUUCUACUGGCUCUAGAGAUGGUAAAUUAGUUAUUUGGAGUAAAUUUGAUGAAUAUGAACCAAAUAUGGAUCUCAACCAACUGUACAGAGCUAAAACGGAGCCAUUAUUAAUACCAGAAGAAAGCAUCACUUCAAUGGAUUUUGCUCCAAUGUACAUAUAUAAUAAAUCAUAUCUUAUAGCUCUUGGUUGUGACUCUGGGAGAAUAUUUUUGUUCAAAUGGAGUUCAAUUGAAGAAAAAACCAUUAUACCCUGGUAUAAAAUUUCUGAAUACUAUGGAGAAUUUGGACAUCAUUUGACUGUUAAAAAAAUUAAAUUCCAGCCAACUUUGAGUAAAAAAAAUUUUAAGUGUGAUGAAAAUAUCUUACAAAUAGCUAGUUGUGGUGCUGAUAUGAUGGUUCGAAUUUAUAACAUAAAUAUAAGCAAUCUGACAAAAUCUAAAUGACUAUAUAUAUAUAUAUAUGUGUGUGUGUAUAUAUAUCAUUUAUUGUAUUUUAGUUAAUAUAAUA
Daktulosphaira vitifoliae (grape phylloxera) is the source of this 2692-nucleotide messenger RNA. It is a transcript of the gene Elp2, whose product is annotated as elongator complex protein 2. Gene Ontology annotation, molecular function: protein binding. Bases 136 to 2628 code for a protein of 830 amino acids. Gene Ontology annotation, cellular component: elongator holoenzyme complex. Gene Ontology annotation, biological process: tRNA wobble uridine modification. NCBI's taxonomy places the organism in Eukaryota, Metazoa, Arthropoda, Insecta, Hemiptera, Phylloxeridae. The transcript has 12 exons. The record is from RefSeq and is a predicted model, not a curated record.